Molecule: messenger RNA, 1710 nt
Organism: Protopolystoma xenopodis
Lineage: Eukaryota; Metazoa; Platyhelminthes; Monogenea; Polystomatidea; Polystomatidae
Source: the annotation of a GenBank genome assembly
AUGGCAACAACACAUGGACAACAGCAUCCCCAUGAUCUUCUGGCCCAGACUGGUCGACAGCAGCAGCAGGCCGUUAUUCUUCAGCCUAAUCGACACUCUGCGAUUUACCUUGCAGGUGCCGGUGGAAAUGGCAAUAAUGGAGCCACUUUCCUGUCGAACAGUCAACAUUCAGUCCCUCUUCCACUGCCUCCACCAGCUCAGCAUCAGAGUCAGCAGCAGCAGCUGCUUCUUCUUCAACAUACUCAAAACCGGUCUGGUCAACUGUUGUCACAAGUUGCUUCUCUCCAACCGUCUACACCUCUUUCCCAUCAGCAGCAUUCACACUCCGGAGUACCGCCACCUCCGCCGGUCCAUGCUUAUCCUGCUGGCAGUCAGCUCCAGGCUCAAUCAUCUCAAGACUAUGGACAUCAGGCUUCGCUCCAAAACACUAUAAGUACAGGAAUCAAAGCGUCAAAUGACCUUUCGCACCAUUAUCCCUGGAGUGGCGCAACCUCUGCUACCACCGGCGCUGGCUUCUCCAACAUCGGUUCCGCCAAUGGUCUUUCGGCCGGCGUUACUUCGUACCGUAAUAGUCUGGCCAUUUCCACUGGGCUUGCACAGCAUGCCCACAUUCUGCCCGUCCAUCAUCAGCACCACUAUCGGCAUACCCAGACACAAUCGUAUCAAUACCAGCAUCAAAACCAAAACAGUGUUCAGGAUCAGCUUCAGCUCCCACAACAAAAUCUUGCCUAUCCGCCUAUCCAAUUAUCGAAUCAGCACAUGGCAAACGAAGCAGCUCAAAAUUCUGCUAUCUGUCAAAUGAACCUCAGCUAUCCACCAACACAGUCGGCUCAUUCAGUUGCCUACACCAAAGAACAGGCUCAACAACAGCAACAUUUCUCUAUUCUUGCAGCCAACAAUGGUGGAACUCAUGUAUAUCAGACGGCCUCUGGACCAAUCCGACAAACAAAACCUCAAGCAUCAGUCAGAUCACUGUUAUCUGCCGCCAUGGGAACCACGUCCUAUCGACUAGCUACAAACGGGACAACCUUAAACCAGCUGCCAGUACCUCCGCCACAUUUACCACCAGGUGUCGUCGCGUCGAAAGGCAACUCUCAGUGCCACCAACAGCAUCAAUUAUCCUACCAACCGCCUCGUAAUUCGAUCCACCUCCUCAGCGGCGAGGCCUCAGCACCCAUCUCCGAUGGCAAUAUUGGAAGUUGGACAAAUAACAGUGCUAGCGUAGGCCCUGCCCAAGUGUCCUCUGCCUCUGGAUCUAGCAAGCCGAAUUUCGGGGAUCCAAAUACUACCUCUUCAUCCUCCUCUGAAUCUUCUUUCUCAUUCACUUCAGCAGGUGCGCUCCUCGCGCCUCCUACGCUAACUUCACCAGCCUCUGGGGCACUCCAUUUGGCCUCAGUGAGCAACACUUUGUCUUCCGUCGCUGUCUCUCCUGUCUCCGCUACUUUAUUUUAUACAUCUUCUAAUUCUUCUGCACCGGCGCCUAGCUCCUUAAGUGGCCAUUUGACCCGUCUCCCGGGCUUGACCUGUCUUCCGGCGCAACCAAAGGUACCAGCAGUCGGCCCUACUUCGAGACCUCUCUCAGCUGCUUUCGAGGCAACAGCCUAUCAAAAAACUGUCCCUACAGCCAGUUCAAUGACAGCAGUUUCGCGCCCUCUAAUUUUGACCCAGUCAGGUUUAACUGGAGAAUUCACCUCUGCCACAAGCAAUUAA